Molecule: messenger RNA, 4686 nt
Organism: Guillardia theta CCMP2712
Lineage: Eukaryota; Cryptophyceae; Pyrenomonadales; Geminigeraceae
Exons: 14
Coding region: 1-4686 (1561 amino acids)
Source: RefSeq, a predicted model, not a curated record
AUGGCGGUGCCGGUGCGCGCGUGGGGAGGGGCUCUGAGCCUGCUGGUCCUCGGGGCAGCUACAGUCCUUCUCCUUCUCACUCAGCAAGAUGAUCAGGCUGGGCCGCCAGGAGAGCUGAAGCUGAGCGAGGAUGAGAGCACUGUUGACCAUUUCUUCGCAGUGCCAGGGUUUGACAAGCGCUCCCUGCAGUCAAGACUCCGAGUGAGCGACCAGGACCAAGAGGAUGCGGCAGCGGCGGCAGCUUCUCUGCCAGUAUCUGACAGCGGAGCGGAAUUGCCAGAUGCGGAGAUAGCACGCCAAAUGGCACAAGGAGGAUAUCAGUUUGCAAAGCGGCAAAUUCAUAUCGCUGACUCCAAGAGUGCAACAGGAGUCAGAGGGGGCGAGGUAGGGGGUGGCUUGGGAAGCUUGGGAGGCAAGCAGAGUGAGGCAACGAGCGAGAGAAUGAGGAUUGAAGAAAACUCUGCUGACGGCACUUUUGAUUCUCAAAGUGACGGGAGAGGAUAUUCAAAUGCUGGAGGGGAGGGAGAGGGAGAAACUGCGGGAGAGGCAAGCGGAGGUGGUGGAAUGGGAUUAGAAAGACCUUGGGUAGAGGGCAAGGCAGAUGCCUCGGGCAGAAGCGGAGGCACCAGUCAGGGACCUUAUGGGGCAGCUGGUGAUGGGCGAAGGGAGGGUGAUUGGGGGUUCGGAGGAGACGAAGCUGGGAAUGUGGGUGGAAGUGGUGUUGGCAGCUCGUCGUCUGCUGGAGGGCAGGGGGUUGGAGCAGAUAAUCUGAAGAAGUAUUGGGCGUCGAAGAUGAUCAGCGGCCUUGUGAAGAUUCUUGAUCCAGAGGGAAGCUCGGAAUAUCUUCAGAAGAUAAAGCAGAUGGCAGCCCUUCCUGCUGGCAUGCAGUCACAAGCUGCACCUGGGUUGGCUCCGAUGGAUGGUGGUCAUGGCAGAGAAGGGACGUCUGUGGCUGGGGGAGCCGGCCAGGGUGGGGAAGGGGAAUCGAGCGAAGCUGGGAAUGGAGCAGGGGAAGGAGAGGAUGGAGCAGGGGAAGCUGGCUUGAGCGAUGCGGUCUCCAAAGACCUGGAACGUCUCAUCAAGAGCAGAUGGAAUUCGUUCAAGAGCAAGGUCGGGAGAGACCAUUCGUUUUCCGCACAGGACAUGUCCCUGAUCAGAGGGCUGGUAGAGUCAUACGUGAAGGGAGUGGAUGGAGCAGGGGCUGCAGGUAGGCAAGGAGGUCAAGCAGGAGAUGGGGAGUACGCAAAGAUUCUGUUUGGGAAAGGAAAGUCAGCCGAGUCUGCCAUGCGGGCUGCCAGUCAAAUUGCCCAGGCGCUCGACGGCAAUCUUGCAAGACUCGGGAUCGGAGCUUCAGGGCAGGGAGGAAGCGGGGUACACGGAAAGGACGGGAUGGCAGGAAGCGAGGGAGCGGAAGGGGCGGAGGGAGCAGAAGGGGCAGGAGGCUCAGCAUCGUCUGUGGCAGGACGAGGGGCAGCAGUCGAGGACGCGCUUGCUGAAGCUUUCAAUGACGAGGGGCUCUACAUCCCUCCCAAGAGCGGACUUUCGGGGAGUGGAGUGGGAGGAGGCUCCCCCUACGGAGGCGUCCUUCCCCUGAAAAAGUUGGAGCCUUCCUCUGCGGCCGGCUCGGGAGCUGCGUCUGUUGGGAGCUCAGCAGGAGCAGGAGCAGGUGCAGGAGCAGGUGCAGGAGCAGGGGGAGGAUGCGUGGAGGUGAACAAGAGCGUGACGAUCCUGUGCGACGAGAACUUCUUCAUCCGACCCAGAGUCGAGCCGCUCACUGGUGAACCCCUGACCUGCUGGGAUGGAGUCCAGCUGAGCAGCUGCGGCUCUAGAGGAGGGGUUGCAGUCUGUCAGCAGGAUCGCCGCUUUCAGCCCAAGCUCUCCUGUGCUGGCCCCUUCUGCUCGCUGCCGGCUCCUCACCCUCACGCCUCCGUCUCCCCCUCAGCUCGGGUGCUGGCGGGGGCAAGCGUGAACGUCUCGUGCGAGGAGGGAUACUUCGUCUCCUCCAGCUCCGGGCCAGCUGGCUGGGGAGAGGAGACCUGCUUCCCCGACGGAAGGUUUCGUCCCCAGCUCAGGUGCGAGCCAUGGUGUGACCCUCCAGCUCAGCCCGAGCACGCGACUGUCUCGCGGCAUGACAUGGUGAGGAGUGGAGAGACUGUGGAGGUGACUUGCGACCGGGGGUACCUGGUGGCUGGGGAGGACGGGAAGAGGAGCAGGAGCAUUCGCUGCUAUCCCAACCGAUCAUUCUGGCCGGAGGUCUCGUGCGAUGGUCCCUGGUGCCCUCCCAUCUCUCCUCCCCCCAACAGCUUCGCCUCUCCUCCUGGGUACGUGCGGGUAGGAGACAACGUCAGCAUCCACUGCAGGGACGGGUUCGUGCCGUGGGGAGGAGGAGGAGAGUUUCCGGUCUGCUUCUCCAACCUCACCUUCUCCCCUGCUCGUGGUUGUGCUCGGAGCUGCGGGGUUCAUCCGGAGGUGGAGCAUGCGGCAGUCGCUCCCAAUGAGCGUCGGGUGCACCUUGGAAGAGGAUCGCAGCACGUCACCAUCGAAUGCAAUCAGGAUUACGUCCCUGUGGGGCCGGGGAGUACCCACCCCUGGUGCCAGCAGGAUGGGACAUUCACCCGUGCUGCAUCCUGUAUGCGCGUCUGCGGAUCGUUCGCUGCUCCCCCUCACUCCCUGGUGCUUGACCGCCCGUCGCCGGCCAGCAUGGUCAACGACUCAUUGGUGGAGAGAGGAUGGAGCUCGGAGCUCUCUUGGACGAACAGGACGGCGUCGUUCCUUCAGGGAGAGGAGGUCGUGAUGAGGUGCGAGGAGGGGUACCUCCCUGUGGGAGAUGGGAGUCUGCACCCGUCCUGCAUGCCCAACGGCUCCUUCUCUCCUGCCAAGAGCUGCCUGCGAUCUUGCAGCAAGUUCGACCCUCCUCCCCAUGGCGUCGUUACUUUCUUCCUCCGGCCCGGGCUGGACGUGCCUGUGGAGGGAGACCUGGCAUUCCUCCGCUGUCAGGAGAACUUCACGCUAGGAGGCAAUGGAACGCACGUGCCCAUGUGUAUGAAGGACGGAGAGUUCGAGGAGAGGAGGGUGUGCGUCCCCCUGCCGUCUCCUGUUCUGCGGAGGCCAGAGGUGCCGAUGACGCGGCUGAGGAAGUACGUGGAGGAGAUGGAGAAGCUGCUUCGGCGGGCGAGGAGGGCGACGAGGGGGAUGGGAACUCUAGUGCUCCACAUGAACGACCUCUUCAACCUGACAGACUUCGAGUAUCACGCCACCAAGACUCGCCUCCCCUGCCGGCUGGGCUUCGAGACCUACUGCCAUGAGCGGGUGAAGGAGGCGAAGGAGGCCGAAGGCUCGUCGUCCUCUGCCGAAGGCAACGCCCAGCGCUUGCUCGGCAUCGCUAAGUCCCAUCUGAAGCUCAUGCAGUCGGUGGACGAGCAGAUCGUGAGGAAGUUCACGAGGAUGCAGGAGGUGGAUGAGGAGGAGAUGGACAGGAUGGAAGCCUGCGCCAACGCUCUGUAUGCGGCUGAACCCUAUCUGCCAGAGGAGGAGGGGGCAGAUACAGUCGAAGUAUCUGCACCUUCUCCUCCUCCCCCGGCAAGCGUCAAGGUUGAGGGAGACGCUGGAGGCUCAUGGGACCCGCUGGAUGACGUUGAAAACUUCUUGUUAGGGAAGAGGAAGCAAGCAGGGAGCAAGUUGAAGUCUCGAGCGUUGCAGAAAGGAGGAGCAGGAGGAGGAAGCGGAGAGGGGGGAGCAGGAGGAGGUGAAGGGGGCAAGGCAGGAUCAGACUGGUACAACCUAGACGUGUACGACUUCCUGAUGGGGGAGAAACAACAUUCUUCACGAGAUAUAGACGUUCGAGGGAAAGGAAGAGGCAGACAAGCAGGAGCAGGAGGUGGGAGAGCAGCAGAAGCAGCAGGGGAGGACAUUUCGCAUGAUCCUCCUCCUGCUGUCUCCCACACGUCUAGGAGGAAGCUGCUGAGCAUCAGUUCGACAAGGAGCAGCCGACACUCGCGGCAGUUCACGUCAGGCUCUGCCCUCCUCCUCCCCGACCGCCUUGCAAGGACCUCCUCCUCUCACUCCAGCCUGGAGCAGCUCCGGACUGUGAUGAAGCACCUGUUGCAGCGCCUUAAGGUGCAGAGGAGAGAGAUCAUGAGGCCUGAAAGUACAUCCGUCGACGUCCGGAGGAGGGGGGAGCAGCAGCUGCUGCUGCAGCAGGAGGAGGCAGGAGGGGCUCGGAGCAAGAAACCUGCACGCGUGCAAGACCUCUUCAACUUCGAGGACAUCGAAAGGAUCAUCGACACCUCAUCUCCUUACACGGAGAGCGUCUGGAGGCCGUUGACCGUGUCGUGCCAUGACAGCGUCAAGGGCCUCAAGAAUGGGACGGUCUCCAUCACUCGGCGGGAUGAGCUGGUGAAGCAACUGGAGGAGGAAGCUGAACGAGUGGAGCAGCGCGUGGAAAUCUUCGUGAACAUGACAAAGAAGGAGCUGGAGGCCAUGAGAGAGAUCGUUGACGUCGAGUUGAAGCAACUGAAGGUCAAGAUCGACAAAUUGAACGCUAUCACCGAAGCAGGAUACAACACUGCAGACAAGGCCCUUGCAGAUGCGACAUCCGCUGAUCCGGACAAGUACAAGUCUCCAGUCGACAACAACGCCAACAUUCAAUCUAUCGAUGACAUCCAGAGAAUGGUGUUCAACGAAUGA